AUGAGAUCGGCGCCAGGACCCCAGCCGUCGAAGAGCGAUCCCUGGGAUCUGGCAAGAGGCCAGCGGGGCGCGGGAGUAAGGCGUCAGGAGGAUGCCGAUGAGACGGACUCGCUGAUGUUGGCAAAGGAGGCCGACGGCGAGGAGUUGGCGGAGGAUGAUCCCAUGGACGAGGAAGAAGAUCACUCGCCGGGCGACAUGCGCAAGGCAGGCGAGAGGCGUCGUGGAGAAAAACGUGAAGAACGCGGAGAGGCGACGAGAUCAAAUCGCUCGACAGACGAAGUGUGUGGGAGUGGCGCAAGGCGACGCGGGAGCGCGGAGGCAGAUGGCGCGACCGACGAAAUGGGUGGGGGCGGCGCGAAACGCCAGGGGAACCGCGCGGAUGCAGAUCGCGCGCCAGAGGAGGUGCGCGGGAAGGAAGCGAGGCGCCAGGGGAAUCGCGCGGAGGCAGAUCGCGCGCCAGAGGAGGUGCGCGGGAGUCAAGCGAGGCGCCAGGGGAAUCGCGCGGAGGCAGAUCGCGCGCCAGAGGAGGUGCGCGGGAGUCAAGCGAGGCGCCAGGGGAAUCGCGCGGAGGCAGAUCGCGCGCCAGAGGAGGUGCGCGGGAGUCAAGCGAGGCGCCAGGGGAAUCGCGCGGAGGCAGAACGCGCGCCAGAGGAGGUGCGCGGGAGUCAAGCGAGGCGCCAGGGGAAUCGCGCGGAUGCAGAUUGCGCGCCAGAGGAGGUGCGCGGGAAGGAAGCGAGGCGCGAGGGGAAUCGCGCGGAGGCAGAACGCGCGCCAGAGGAGGACAAGGCCGUGCGGGCAGGAGGCGUAUGGCGAUGGGAGAAGGGAGAUCGCUGGAAUGGUCAGAAGAGGAGGAGGACGAGGAUUACGAAGGAAAGCGCGUUCAGCACUCGCCAGCAAGGAGGCGGCGGCCAGCAGAGAAGGCGCGAGGCAGGGGUAGCAUACGAUCGCCACCCAGCGCCUCAAGGGAACAGGCGGGAGCGCGCCGUGAGAAAGCAGAAGAACACCUGUGGGCAGAGAGAAGGGCUGCAAAGGAAACAAGAGAAGAAGCAAGAAGGUGGCCCGAGAGAGAGAGCCGUGAGAGGAGGGGCGAAGGAGAGCGAUACCAAGGGGGUGAAGAGGCAGGAAGAAAAGCGGAAACGGGGAAACGGGAUCAGGAACGCCGAGGCUGGGAAGAGUGUGGAGAUUAUGAGGAAAGAGACAGGUGGGACUCACCGGAAAGAGGAAGGGAGUGGAGGCGCGAGGAGGACUGGCGAGGCAAGAGAGAAGGUGUGCGGACACCAGAAGUCUCGAGGGCAGCAGAGAAGGAGCGACAGCGAGAGGACAGAGUGCGGCAGUACCAGGAGCGGUCCCCUGCAAGGGGAGAGAAGCGUCGGGAAGAUGCAGAGAGGCGCAGGGGGGAGCGAGAAGAUGCCCGAGGGAGGAGCCCUAGCCCGAUGGGCCCGAGGAGGCCGGGGCGUCACGGCAUAG
Closterium sp. Naga37s-1 is the source of this 1467-nucleotide messenger RNA. Lineage: Eukaryota; Viridiplantae; Streptophyta; Zygnematophyceae; Desmidiales; Closteriaceae. The record is from the annotation of a GenBank genome assembly.